UCAGUUGCUCUUACUUUCCAAAAUCGGAGCAUGUCGGCAUCGAGACAAGUGCUCGCACUCAUAAUAUUCCAACAUUUUCUCAAUAAGUGUUUUUGAAGAAUCUCCAUCAUACCUGUUAUCGAUAUGCGCCAAGCUGAUGCUUGCACAAAAGUCAGGCAUUAUGAACAAGGAUGAACAACAAUAUUUUGAUGAGAUUUUCGAGGAGAUUUUUCACCGAGAAUUAAUACGGGAAGUUGCGAGAUGGAGGGAGGCGAAUGCAGAAAGUGUAGAGGACCUAGACAGAUGGUUCCACGGUGCGAUAUAUGCAGAACUUUCUCCAGUAACAGGAUUUCGUGAAUUAUGCUGUCGUCAGUAUGAACUUGGAGGUUGUAAUAAGAAAGGAUUGAAGAAUGUCUUUGACGAAGCAAUCAUGGCUGCCUUGGAGCCUCCACCGAUGGAAAAGAAGAAGAAAUGCACACUACUGUGAGAGUACAGCGAACCCGAAAGAGCGAGGCAGUUAUUAUAUAAUCUGCGUCAAUAAUGUGCUUGCUUCCGCGUGAUUUGUCUUCGCCAUUGUCGAUCCACACACAACUCAUUCACUCAUACACUAUAUACCUUGCGAAUAGCUCGAACUGGGCCCUAUAACUCCUCUAAAUUGCGUGUACACUCUGGCGCGUCUCCGAUUGAUUAAUACGAUCAGAAUAAUCGUCGUACUAGGCACAAAGUUGCUUAGCUCGGAAAGAUCAUAUUGUAUGUCCAUCUAUUAAUGUGUUUGACUGCCUUUGAUUAUGAACGGUUUUUAAAGAGAGCCUGUUUGUCAACGGUUGUCUUGAACGUACGAAAACUCUUUACUGCAAGUUUAACAAUUUUGUCAAAGCACUGUUAUACUAUAAAUAUUGAC
This is a messenger RNA of Cylicocyclus nassatus, 880 nucleotides long. The record is from the annotation of a GenBank genome assembly. Lineage: Eukaryota; Metazoa; Nematoda; Chromadorea; Rhabditida; Strongylidae.